Bombus pascuorum is the source of this 6614-nucleotide messenger RNA. RefSeq names its product potassium voltage-gated channel protein eag (gene eag). The coding region runs from base 2036 to 5683 and encodes 1215 amino acids. NCBI's taxonomy places the organism in Eukaryota, Metazoa, Arthropoda, Insecta, Hymenoptera, Apidae. Gene Ontology annotation, molecular function: voltage-gated potassium channel activity. The record is from RefSeq and is a predicted model, not a curated record. Gene Ontology annotation, cellular component: membrane. Gene Ontology annotation, biological process: regulation of membrane potential; potassium ion transmembrane transport. The transcript has 16 exons.
CCGAAGGAAUCGCGAGACGAAAUCACGCGCGAGCGCGAACGCCACGGGGAUUAGAAGGAUAUAUGAUGGUGGGGGAAAGGUUGAGUAGUGGGGGACCGCUAUUGGUGGCGCGCUGUCGAUGAGUGGGGGUGAGUUAGGGGUAGUCAGCGCCUCCACAGAGGGUGAGUCUCAGUCGCCAAUCGGUCAGCCUGUCGCACGGCUGGGUCUCGGAAUCCCUGUGUGCGAGUAACGCUGAUCAGCGUGCGCGCGCGCGCCUCGCCACACACGUACGCGCGAUCAGACAAGGACGACGGGGCAGCAGCGGUGCGUGGAGACCGAAAUUUGCAUUUUCUCAGGACGAGAACCGUGUGAUAAAAAAAAAAAAAAAAGAAAAACAGAACAAGAAUAUAAUUCAAAUCGGUGGAAGAGUUACCAGAAAGAAGAAACAUAGGAGGAAUCGUGGAUGGAAGUUGUAUAUAGCCGAUUAACAGCGAUCAUCCUCUGUCUAGUCGAACUAUAGGCGAAACGUGUCCGGGACGCGUUUCCCGAACGCGUACCACAACCGGUCAGCGCGUGUGCACCCGACUACGAUCGAUCCUUAGGGCGAUACGAUCCAGAAACGCGAUGGACGGAACCACCCUACUUAACCAGCGAAGAUAACGCCUUCCGAGAAGAUCAACCUACUUGGAAUACGUAUUCACAUCGCACUUAAGAAGCAUACCCUCGACCUUCACCAAGACUGCACGCGUCUUCUCUCAAAUCAUAUCCAGCACAGAAUCUAACCAAUCAUCGAGCUUCACCUGCCAUCGAGAACCAACAACCGCGAUAAAAGAAAGAACGCGAGGACGCCAGAAUCGGCCGACGAAGAUGUGAUCGAGAAUUCCUCUUGGACUACGUCCCCCUGUCUAAGGGAUGUCCUCCUCCGCGGGCACCAGCUGCACCGACGCCGAGGAGGACGCCGAGGAUGUGGAGAACGAGGUGGCAGGUAGCGCGCAGUCGUCUAAUUACUUGCCGUCGGGUUUCCGUGAUAGCGCGCGCGAUCACCUGGAAGGACUGCGGUUAGAUGGGUCAUCGAUCGCGCGUCCACCAGCCGGGGACAGUUCCGCGAGCCCAUCGACGUUGUCGUGGUCGGUGCCUCGAUAAAUCCGGAUCAUCGUCCUCCACCACCAUCUUCUCCCCCAUCUUCCUGUCUUCUUUACGGUCGUCGAUCGACGUUCGUUCAUCGACGUCGAAGAGUCAAAGGUCUCCAGUUCCUCCGUCGCGAAUCGUAUCCACGGUGGAUGCGGAGCUGGAGCACGUACCAAGCUGGAGGAGGUAUAGGAACGCUGAUCGUUGGAGCAACGGAGGACCGUUCGCGUUCAGGUGACGACAGAGACGUCUAGGUUACUGCCAGGUGGAUCCUGAAGAUCUGUCCUGGAUAAUUCGCGUUAUUAUUUUUAGUUUCUUACAUAUUUUUCUUUUAGUUUCUCGUAGUCCGGUUUGGCCCGAGUGUUCUGUAUUAUAUACACGUAGAGAGAAACUGUUGGGUGUUGUGUUGGAGAAUCGAGAAGCUCCUAUCGGUCUGGCCGGUCCCAGUUGUGGAAGGUCAGAGGACUGUGAGAUCGGAAGUUCAGACGAACGUUUCCGGCCACUGUCACGCUAUAGAACGUGCGAACUAUUUCGCCCGAGGAUUUACACGGACGUGUACCGGACAAUUGGUCGAGCGUGUUGCUACAGCGUGUUUGGAAAGGCGUAUAUCAGGUCGCGGCGGUUGUGCUCGUUUGGACCGGUUCCAGGCGGACGUGAAACCGUCGACAGGUGAUUCGGGCGAUACCACAAUGGUGAACUACCCUCGAGUCAUGACAUUCAGUUAGUGAACGUGCAGCUUGUUGUCGCGCGUGUGCAUCUGUGCAGCUGUAAGAAAGUAUUAAGAGAGAAUAGAAGAGAAGAGGAAGGAUCGAGAGAAGAAGGCUGGACAUGCGGCGAGGAAGACAGCACGUAAUCGUCGUAGCUAGAGGCUGGACGAGGUCCUGAUAGCCGCAGCGACCAGGAUCCGGGAUCAUCCAAGGAAGAAAGGAUGCCAGGGGGGCGCAGGGGCCUGGUCGCCCCGCAAAACACAUUCCUCGAGAACAUCAUUAGACGGAGCAGCAGUCAACCUGACAGCAGUUUUCUCCUGGCGAACGCUCAGAUCGUCGACUUCCCUAUUGUCUAUUGCAACGAAAGCUUUUGCAAAAUCUCUGGCUAUAAUCGUGCCGAGGUUAUGCAAAAGUCCUGCCGCUGCGGAUUCAUGUACGGGGAGUUGACGGACAAAGAUACGAUCGCCAGGAUCGAGGAAUGCCUCGAGGGCCAGAUUCACGAUCAAUUCGAGAUCCUGCUGUACAAGAAGAACAGUGCCCCACGAGGUAUGUCUAGCUCAGGUUCGCAAAAGAGUGCUCGAAAAACCCACCACCUGAACAAGAGACGACACACGUACAAGGAUCGUCGAACGAUCCCGGGACCAAGGGGCGGCCAUAAUGAGAGGACGCUAUUCGACCUCCCACCUACUCUUGAUUUCAAAACACCACUAUGGCUGCUUCUACAAAUAGCGCCAAUAAAAAACGAACGGGACCUGGUGGUCCUGUUCCUGUUGACCUUCCGGGACAUCACUGCCCUGAAGCAGCCAAUCGAGGCGGACGACAGCAAAGGUGGCCUCUCCAAGUUCGCCAAACUCGCCAGAUCGGUCACCAGGUCGAGAUCUGUUCUUGUAUCACAAUUCAGCUCCCAUCUGCCCGCCCUCAAGGAUACCGCGUUGCCAACCACCGCGAAGCAAUCACACUUAGCUCAUAUGAUGUCCUUAAGCGGCGACGUGAUGCCGCAGUACAGACAAGAGGCACCAAAGACUCCGCCGCACAUUUUGUUACAUUACUGCGCGUUCAAGGCGAUCUGGGACUGGAUCAUUUUAUGUUUGACCUUUUACACAGCCAUCAUGGUGCCCUACAACGUCGCGUUCAAAAACAAGACCAGCGAGGACGUGUCCCUGCUGGUCGUCGACAGCAUCGUCGACGUCAUAUUCUUCAUCGACAUUGUCCUCAAUUUUCACACCACGUUCGUUGGGCCUGGUGGCGAGGUGGUGUCUGACCCCAAGGUGAUCAGAAUGAACUACCUAAAGUCAUGGUUCAUCAUCGACCUACUGAGCUGCCUGCCGUACGACGUGUUCAACGCGUUCGACCACGACGAGGACGGCAUAGGGAGCCUGUUUUCAGCUCUCAAGGUGGUCAGAUUGCUUCGUCUUGGUCGAGUGGUUCGGAAACUAGACCGGUAUCUGGAGUAUGGAGCCGCGAUGCUCAUUCUACUGCUCUGUUUCUACAUGUUGGUUGCUCACUGGCUGGCCUGUGUCUGGUACGUCACUUUAAGGUACUCGAUAGGAAGGUCGGACGCGGACAACGGAGUCCAGUAUUCCUGGCUGUGGAAGCUGGCGAACGUCACCCAGUCACCGUACAGCUAUCUGUGGACCAAUACCAGCACCGCACCGGAACUAAUCGCAGGACCGUCCAGGAGAACUAUGUACGUCACCGCAUUGUACUUCACGAUGACCUGCAUGACCUCCGUGGGCUUUGGCAACGUCGCCGCUGAGACCGACAACGAGAAGAUUUUUACCAUCUGCAUGAUGAUCAUUGCCGCCUUGUUGUACGCCACGAUCUUCGGUCACGUGACUACGAUCAUCCAACAGAUGACAUCAGCCACGGCCAAAUAUCACGACAUGCUGAACAACGUGAGAGAGUUCAUGAAGCUACACGAGGUGCCGAAGGCGCUUAGCGAACGCGUGAUGGAUUACGUGGUGAGCACCUGGGCGAUGACGAAGGGCCUAGACACCGACAAGGUACUUAACUAUUGCCCCAAGGAUAUGAAGGCGGAUAUCUGCGUUCAUCUGAACAGGAAGGUCUUCAACGAACACCCUGCAUUUAGAUUGGCCUCCGAUGGCUGCCUCCGUGCUCUGGCCAUGCAUUUCACGAUGUCCCACAGCGCACCAGGCGAUCUAUUGUAUCACACAGGCGAGUCUAUCGAUUCGUUGUGCUUCAUCGUGACCGGAAGUCUCGAGGUGAUCCAGGAUGACGAGGUUGUGGCGAUCCUCGGCAAGGGUGACGUGUUCGGCGACAGCUUUUGGACAAACCCGUCCGUAGGACAAAGCGCUGCCAAUGUUCGAGCUCUUACUUACUGUGAUCUCCACACGAUCAAGAGGGAUCGGUUGCUGGAGGUGUUGGAUUUUUAUCAGGCUUUCGCCAACUCUUUUGCCAGGAAUCUCGUUCUGACCUACAACCUUAGCCAUCGGCUGAUCUUCCGGAAGGUAGCGGAUGUCCGUCGAGAAAAGGAGCUGGCUGAGAGGAGGAAAAACGAGCCGCAGUUAGAUCAAGCUCAGGAUCACCUGGUGCGCAAAAUUUUCUCGAGGUUCAAGACCGACGGGGAUGCCCAGAUCGGCGUGAGCAGGGCCGCAAAUGGACGGUCCCAGCAGGAUUCCGACGAGGAGCUCACCGUGAACGUCCUGCCGCCCUGGCCCAGUUUUAGGUUCCGCAGGGAGAGACACAAUGCUGACGUGGAGAAAGGAGACGGAAAAGAUGGGAAGGAUGGAAAGGAGGGUGAAUCCUCGCACGCCAGGAAACUCUCCACAGCGGACGAGAAUACUGCUGUUAAAGGACGGGCCGGGAAGUGGGGACGACUCUUAGGAAGCUCCAGCUUGGACUCCGGAAGCGAGACGGGAACCGGGGUAGAUACGUUCAAACGAUCCUUAAGCGCCAGGGACACCCGUCCCAGUUCUAGUGCCGGUAGCAACAAGGUGUUCCCAAAAUUCGGUAAGCUGACCGGUACCAUCGAAGAAUCGGGUGAUGCUGAAAACGUGAAAGAGACGCAGCAACAGCAGCAGAAUGCGGCAGAUUCGAAGCAGCUCCAGCUUCGCCGAUUGGAGAGCUAUGACGAUGGACUAAUUACCACUCAGCCGAGCCACGAUCGUGAAAUCCUAGCUGCCGUGCUCGAGGUGAAGGUUGAUCUGAAACUGGAAGUGCAACGAGUCAAUCAAAGAUUAGCAAAGAUUGAGGACAUGCUGCAGACGCUAAUGACAAGACUUCCUGCGGCUACUCCACCGCAGCAAAAGGGCUCGAACAAUUUUUCAACGGGUGGUAGCGGCGGUUCCUCGCAGAUUCAGCCAACCAGUCAACCACAAAGUACUUCUAGCUGUCAACAGGGUUCCCAGGCUACGCAAACACCUGGGGGAAGCACAGAGCAGAAAAUUUCUAUAGCGACUGCAUCCACGUCAACGACCGAAGGUUACAGGGAGCAGGGUACAACCACAGAGAGAAGCUCCAAAUUGCAAGAGCAUCAUCAUCAUCACCAUCACCAUCAUCAAUCGCAACAGUCUGACAGAUUGAAGGACAGUAGUAGUGAUUAUAAGACUUCCUCGAGGGAAAUGAGUAAAGAGUUGUUAGAAAGACUGGCCCAAGCGUCCACUUCCAGAGGGGACGAUGGUACAUCCCUUGGACCGUUGAUUUUGAGGAAGAGAAGAAGCAAAUCAAGGAACAAGGGAGCUGCACCGUUGGCACCGUUAGCUAGUCAGCCUAUUAGUCCUUCGGAGGCGACAGAGACCACGCAGAUGCUCGAGUGCACGGAUGACAGGGAACAGAACACCACCACGACGGACAGAAGCGACAGGUCCGACAGAAAACGGCCUCCGCCCAGACCUAGGGAAUACUUGUGAAAGUUCUUAAGGCUCCGGACGAUCGUCUCGAGGCUGAUAUUCUGGCGAGAAUCGCUGGAACGAACUGCCGUUCUCUGGAAUAAUUUUGUUAAGGUUAGGAUUAAGUAUGGUGGAAUUAGAUGUGACUUAAGAAAGUUUUAUGUGGUUGGUUAGAAUCGUCGGAGCUGGUCCUAUUCUAAUCUAAUCGAAAGGAAAAUAGCUAUUUGGAAGUUAUCAUAAUCGGAAAGAAAUGGAAGUUGUGUCGAGGUUAAGAUUUCUAGUUUCUUUGAAGAAGAGAAGGACGGCUGUUUCAGCGAACUCUUUUCAACGAAAUGAGACGAGUGUACCGGUAGAGUAAGCUACCUGUAAAAUUUUACCGCGUACGUUUUAAGGACAUGCUGCAUUUUCGCUACUCGCUUCGCGUCUGGUCUUCAGCGAGCAUUCGUCGGUACGCGUGAAGAGCGAAUCCGACACGGGGAAAAAGAUAUUGAUUUUUGAGGUUAUGGAUCGGCGAUUGUCGUUCGAAUUUAAUACGAAAGAAAAGAAACCAAAGAAAUUCUAUAAAGAAGGUUAAAAAGACAUAAGAGAGCAAAAAUAAAAGGGGGAUGUGCCGACGAAACGAUCCCGCUAUUAUAAUACAACUUGGCAUAUUUUUGCAUGGCCAAACACGCGAUUAAAAAGCAAAAAAGUAAACCAAAGAAAAAAUACAUAAAAAAGUAUAUCGAAUUAUAUACUGCUUGCGACGGCUUCUUCGAGACAUCGAACGUUUAAAAGAGAGGAGGAUGGAAACUAACAAAAUUCAGAAUACUCACGUUCUAAUACGUAAGGUAACACACACACUGUAAUCGUAGGUUUACACGCAUCUUUAGGGGAUAUCAGCUAGACUCGUGGUUGCGCGCGAUAGAUUUUAAGUAACUACAACAACCAACAACAACAAAAGAAAAGGAAACGA